UCUCAAGAUGCAACUGGACUGAGAGAAAAGCAAGUCUUCAUACAAAAGGUCCCACCAAUUAAUACAUUCAACACACUGCCGACUCAAACCUUGCCUACACCUACAAGGUUAUUCGGCGAUCAAGUAUAUAGAGCUCGGCCAAUCAGAAAGCACCCUACCACUAUACACCCUCGCUUCACUACCUUCGAAAUUAUCAAGAAUGGACUAUAUCGAGAGACUUCUCGCAUGGACUCUUAGCAAGCGCAAGGGCCACGACGCGGGAUUAAUAUCCAAAACCAAGCCCUUUGAGAAGAUCUCCAAGCCAACGAUAACCCUCGAAUGUCCGGACAUCGGCCCAUCGGGCUCAAGAAUUCCUCCCGAGUAUAGCUUUUUCCAAACCGGGCACUUCCCAACCCUAAAAUGGACAACAGGGGCAGAGUCAUCAUCAUCCGUGAAAGAAUGGCUUCUGGUUGUAGAAGACCCAGACGCGCCGCUGGCUGAACCAGUCACACAUGGUCUUUACUACUCGAUCCCGGCAGCCAAGACCAGUGUUUCGCAUGAGGAUUUCGAGAGCAGCGAGGAGGAGGGUGCAGCAAAUUUUACUCUCAAAGGUGGGUUCAAGUAUGGUUUGAAUCGGCGGAAAAACGUGUAUAUUCCGCCGAGAGGAUUGUUGGGUCAUGGUCCUCAUCGAUACUUUUUUCAAAUCAUUGGUCUUGGUGAACCGCUUGAUACAAGCAAGUUGAGUCCGGCGGCGACGAAGGCUGAGAUUGUUGAGCAGAUGGAUGGUAAGCUGGUUGCUUGGGGAGAGUGGAUUGGGGUGUGGGAGAGAUCGUGAUGGUAUUGAUUUUGGCCGCUCUGCUUUUUGUCGUGUUAGGAUUAUCAGGGUGCUUGUUUUUGC
Talaromyces proteolyticus is the source of this 877-nucleotide messenger RNA. RefSeq names its product phosphatidylethanolamine-binding protein. The coding region runs from base 200 to 814 and encodes 204 amino acids. The transcript has a single exon. Lineage: Eukaryota; Fungi; Ascomycota; Eurotiomycetes; Eurotiales; Trichocomaceae. The record is from RefSeq and is a predicted model, not a curated record.